Molecule: messenger RNA, 675 nt
Organism: Taeniopygia guttata (zebra finch)
Lineage: Eukaryota; Metazoa; Chordata; Aves; Passeriformes; Estrildidae
Gene: HDDC3
Product: HD domain containing 3
Molecular function (GO): guanosine-3',5'-bis(diphosphate) 3'-diphosphatase activity
Source: RefSeq, a predicted model, not a curated record
GGGCUCCGAGGGCGCGGGGAUGGGAUCCGAGGCCGCGGGGAUGGGCUCCGAGGCCGCGGAGGUGGGCUCCGAGGGCGCCGGGAUGGGCUCCGAGGCCGCGGGGAUGGGCUCCGAGGUGGCGCGGCUGCUGGACGCGGUGGACUUUGCAGCCAGGAAACACAAGGAGCAGCGGCGGAUGGAUCCGGAGGGCACCCCCUACAUCAACCACCCCAUCGCCGUGGCCCGGAUCCUGGCGCAUGAGGCCGGCGUGACGGACCUGGUGGUGCUGCAGGCCGCCCUGCUGCACGACACGGUGGAGGACACGGCCACCACGCCGGCGGAGCUGGAGGAGCGGUUCGGCGCGGCGGUGCGGCAAGUGGUGGAGGAGGUGACGGACGACAAGCGGCUGCCCAAGGCGGAGCGCAAGCGGCUGCAGAUCGAGCGCGCUCCCGCCUGCAGCCGCCGCGCCAAGCUGGUCAAGCUGGCCGACAAGCUGCACAACCUGCGCGACCUGAACCGCUGCACCCCGCAAGGGUGGUCGGAGGAGCGCGUGCAGGAGUACUUCCGGUGGGCGGCGCGCGUGGUGUCCGGGCUGCGCGGCACCAGCGCGGCCCUGGAGGGGGCGCUGCAGCGCCUGUUCGAGGAGCGCGGCGUGCCCACGUGACCGCCCCUCCGCCAAUAAACGCGCGCACAGCU